GUGAAAGGAACUAAUGGUGCUUUAAUUUUUUUUUGUUAAAGACCAAUGCAAGUAUCAAAAAUCUCUCUUACUUUACACUGGCGUAUCAAUGAUUUUUAACCUUUGCGGCUGUCGCUUUUCAAAACAAAAUAAGAUUUCGAUUGCGCAUUUUACAUAACCAAAAUUAUGCCGAAGAGCGAAAUGAAAAUUUUCAAAACAAACUUUACGUGUGACUCUUUUGAGAAUUCACGUGUUAGCUAUAAACACUUGCGACAUGACUGAUGAUAUAAAUUUGGAUAUGUCCCUAGAUAAAUUUAAACUGUGGAGUACAAACGCCUUAAAAUCUUUUCUACAUGUAAGAAACAAAAUCACUGAUGGAUCCUUUGAAGAACUAACUGCCAGAGCUUAUGCAGCUUGGUGUGAUAACAUUGAUGUUGACCCUGAACUUGAACAGAGAGAGAGAGACGUUUUGGAGGAGUAUCGUAGUAAACUGACGUUGAAAGAUACCGUAUUUGACGACCCCCUUGUUUUAAAAGACGGGUGGAUUGGAGAGCACAGUAAAAGUGGCAUUAACUCGUGGCCUUCGUUAAAUUAUCUUGACAUAGCAAACUACAUCGGCUUGAAACAGCCUGAUUUUCUAAGGUGUAUGCAAAGUGAUUACAAGCAAGGGAAAUCGUUCACAUAUUUCGCAUGUCAGUUUGUUCGUGAGAUAUUUAUAAAUACAAUAAGCGAAGACUCAAAAUAUUGUAUGUUGAAAUGUCGCGUAGUUCCUUCGCAAAGAGUCAACAACAAACCCUACUUUGUUUGGGCAAUAAUUGUAAAAGAUACUCCAAGUCGACCUGGUGGACAAAUCAUAAGUGCUUAUUGCUCGUGUACCGCUGGACUUUAUGGUGCAUGCAAUCAUAUAACAGCUAUGUGUUUCUGCAUUGAAUACGCAGUAAAAGCGGGCAUGACUAAUCCUAGCAGGACCAGUACAUUAUGUACAUGGAACGUCCCUUCAGGAACGAAAGUAAAUACAAAAGCUGAAGAGAUUAGUGAAAUACAUUUCGAUAAACCACACUACAUGAAAGAUCACGAGGCUAGUCAAAAAAUUAUCGAAACUAAAGCAAAGUUUAAGUUAUUUUCACCAUCUGAUCCCAGUCGUCUAAAAAAGCUUCAAAAUAAAGAUAACAUCAGAACAGAACUAUUCGCAGUUAUUAAAGACGACAUCAAGGGCAGUACCUUGUGGGAAUGUAUGGAAGGCAUUAGCAUAUCUAGAGAGGCAGAGAAAAUGAACUCAAACAAAACAACUUUGUUAACUUUACCCGCCGAAGCAGAAACGUUUUUAGAAAAUAGGAAAAUAGACAGCGACCAAAAUAUUACUUCAUUCAAAAAAAGCCUUGUUUAUACUGAUGAACAUAUUAGAUAUCUCAAUGAGGCAACAAAAAAUCAAAAUCAAAGUUCAGAAUGGCACAGUCAUAGAAAGGGUCGAAUCACUGCAUCGAAUUUCCACAGAGUAUUUACAAAAACUACCACACUUCAAUCAACAAAAAAAACAGUUUCCGCUGAUGCUUUAAUUUCGGACCUCAUGGGGUAUAAAGACAAUCCUACAACACAUGCAUUAAAACAUGGAACAUCUUUAGAGCCACAUGCAAAAAGAAAAUAUCAACUUUUAAAUAAAAAAAAACAUAAAAAAUUUAAAACACAAGACUCUGGUCUUGUUGUAUUGAAGCAAUAUCCUUAUAUAGGUGCAUCUCCUGAUUUGCUUGUAGAAUGUGAAUGCUGUGGAGCAGGGUUAGUAGAAAUAAAAUGCCCGUUUUCAAUCAAAGAUCAAAUUCCCACUAGCAAUAAUCUCUCUUAUUUACAUGAAGUUACAGACGAAUUAGGAGCUAGGGUGACAUUAAAAAAGAACACCAGUUACUAUUUUCAAAUUGAAGGGCAAAUGGGUAUAACAGGCCGGAGCUACUGUGACUUUUUUGUUUAUACCCACCAUGGAUAUUUUCAAGAGAGAAUUCCAUUUGUUGAAGACUUUUGGACUGCUUUAUUAGAAAAACUAGAUUUUUUCUGGACGCACUACAUAGCACCUGAAUUAUUACAUAAAAAUAUUAUCAAUAAAGGUUCAACUAUAUGUUCUACUUCGAAAAAUAGUGAAGAUAACGAAAACCAAAAGAAAAAUGAGUACACCACUUCCAUAAAUAAUGUAAAUAUCAUUCCUAUAGCAUCUUCAACAUCUAACUUAAUUAUUGGAGAAACUCCAAAAAGAAAAAUGAAAAAAUCAGAGCCUACAUUUCAAACGCAUGUUAACAAUAAAAUAACAGUGGAUUGCAAUAAAAUAAAAGUAGAACCUCCUAAUUCAAAAGUAAAAACUAAUACAAUGUUAACAUCACCAGUGGAUUUUGUUAUUGCAGCAAAAGAAACAAUAUCAACUAAUACAAGUGUCAUAAAUGUAAACAACAAAAAAACGAUUAAAAAGAAUCUCACUAAACUAUUACCAACAAAAAUUGUAAAUGUAACAGAUGAGCAGUGCACAAAGAAAAGAAAGAACAAAGAUAACUGUGACAACAAAAUCACCAGCAAGGCACCUAAAGUGGAAAAUAAAUAUUACUGUGGAUUGUGCAAAAAAGAACUCCCAUAUGCACCUAAAUCAUUUGACGAAAACAGUAUUGGUUGUGAUAAAUGUCCACUAUGGUAUCACUUUUUCUGUGUUCAAAUAAAAUCAGAGAAUGUUCCACCUAAAGAUGAAGAGUGGUUUUGUCCAAAUUGUAAAUAAAUUCUAAAACAAUGUGUAUAUAUAUACGUUAUAUAGCUAGGUUAUUUAUUAUAUAUAUUUACUUUCCAUAUAUCGGCUUUUUGAGGUUACAUAAGGCUGCACAAAUUAUAAUGAUGUCACAUAAGUGACAUAAAAGAGUUAUAGGAACUUCUUUUGCAAUGAGGUGAAACUUUUUCAAACGAGAAAUAACUUGUUCAACCAGAAUUCGCAACUUUGCAAUUUUAGUGGUUUUUCUAACAUCUGCUUGUGACAUUUGGCUCUGACCUCUUUUACCUGGUGGAACAAUUAUAUUGAUACAGCGAGCUGCACAUUCAUCAGCAAUAUUGAAUCCUUUAUCAACCAUUACAUCUGUAUAUGGUUCAACAAAGUCUAAGUAUCCAGAUUGUAUUGUUAAUUCUUUGUCAGAAAUGCAACCACUAUAUGCUUUGGAUAUAAAUGCUAUAUGAGAAUUAGGUAAAACUACAACCAAUAUUUUAGCAGUGUUAUGGUGCUUGUAACUAGACCAGGUUUGCCGUUGUGCUAUAUGAUUUUUGGGGGUCUGAAUGAAUAUUUCAGUACCAUCAGCUAUUGAAUGAAGAUUUUGAACAUCUCUGAAUCUUGGAGGUCUUGUAGCAGCAAUAUGUUCAUAAUCAGGAAAGUAAACAAAUGAUUUCAAUACACUUGCUGUUGCUUUUACCCAAGUUGCAAAUAUGCGACUAGAUAUAGUAGCAGAAAUACCAAAUCUUUGAGCUAAAUCUUGCCCUAAUAAUCCAAGCCUAAUUUUCAUUAGCAUUAACAGGAACUCAUCUUUGACACAUAACUUUGAUUUAGGACCAGAUUUAUUUGGUGUCCUUUUAUAUUUUCUAACUAGGGUAAUAUUGGUUUCUUUAAGUCCUCUCCAUUUACGUUUGACAUAUGGUGUAAUAUACGAACAUAGUUUAUCGAAUAAUAUUCUGGAAGUAAUUUCAGUAUAAAACAUAACAUCUUCAUCAGAAUUUAAUAGCAGCUCAUUAACAGGUUUCUUGCAUGUACAGUUUUUUACUUUCUCUUCCAGCUGUUUAUUCAUCCUGUUGAGAAUGUUGACCUUGUUAAGAAGAGCUUUAAUAGUCAGCUGCAACAGUAACUUUUCCUGUUUAUGUUGUGACGGGGCAUUUUCAACAGUGCGACAUUUUGCAAAAAUACAGAAAAAUGGUAAAUAACUACUCAAAAACAGGAACAUUUUGAACAGGUAGAAAUAACUAUGUGAAAUAAUUGGAAGACUAUAAACAGAAUUUAUUAAAUGUGCUUCCUUCUUGGUGAAUUCUAUUAGUGAUGCAAUCUGUAACUCUGUAACAUAUUUCUCCUUUGCAUUUUUUAAUGUGGAAACAGCAACUUGUAAAGGGGAUUCCAUUUUAUGUGAAGAUUUUAUCUGACGCAUAACUGUCUCAGCUUUUUGCUUACAAUUGUAACCCAUAUGCAAUGAUGGAAAUGGGUGACUAUCAGUAGGACUUUGUGAAACAAAGUGUUUGGAACAUACUCUAGAAGACUUUCCUGGAGACCACAACUUGUUCCUUUUUACUGCAUCCAUACGAUUUAUCAUCUGUAGCCAGAUUUUCCUCAUCAUACAAUCCUUCUUCUCAGUUGGAAAUGGAAACAAUCUAUUAAAAAUAAAAGUUUAUAUGCAUUAUGGCUAUGCAGCUUUAGUAGCUCUAGCUAGCUGCUAUACAUUAGCUGUAGCUAGAAUAGAAAUAAAACACUCCUUUUCCUUCAACUUCAAUCAGUUUCUUUCAAUAAAAUACUAAAAAUGUAUGUAAAAAAUGCUUACGUAAAAGGUGGUUCGCAAGAACAUUGACUUUCACUAUGACAUACUUUAUGAACGUUGCAUAUUGAUUUACGCCAUUUUGUUAAUAAAUAAUCGCCAUUAUUACAUCCUGUUACGGCACAGUGUCGAGACAUUACAGCUAAUUUGAUGAACUUUCGAUUAGAGUAUCAAUUUUCCAAUAUUGCUAAAUGUUUUUGACAGGGUUUUAAAGUUUGGUCUUCUGGUGAAAUGCAGUGUUUACCUACCAAAAUUCUACCAUUAUGAAUUUCGUCAUUUAUGAAGAUGCGCGCGCAUGAUUUUUUGAAACCGGAAAGUUGUGUAUUAGAUAUAUCUAUAUAUUCAAUAUUAUGUAUAAAAAACUAAAUCUAUAUGGAAAUACAAGGCUAUAAAUUUCACUGUUAACAAUACAAGAGCAACUUAUAAAGAUACAAAUUUUAAUUUUCAUUAAUUUUUUAAAUUUAAACUUAGGCAUGAAAGUGAGCCUAAUUCAUGCACUUUAAUGUUAAAAAACUGUGAAAAAAAAAUUAAAAUGUCGCACAAUUUUUAAACACGUUCAAAGAAAAGCUGCACGUUCCAGAAAGUAACCAUUACAAACCAGAUUUAAACUCCACAUGAACUGUUCAGUUGGGCAAAAGAGAACAUAAAAGGUCUCAAAGGUUAUGUCAUCUAGAUAUUUCAGUGUUGCUAUGAUCCUGGCUUUCGAAGUACAGGUUCGAAGUGACAUCUUCAAGCCUAUCAAUAAGGGAUGAGCGAUCGCUCUGGUGCAUUCUGAGAAAGGGGAUAAUAGCUGAGCUAUUAACUGUUCCCUGGUUUACAAAAUGUAUGGCUAGCUAAGCGAUCUUGAUUUCCAAACUUAGCAGUCUAAUUUUUUUUCUAAUUCGUUUUUUCAUUAAGAUUAACAUGGAACAUACAGUUGACUCUCUCUAUCUCGAACUCGCAAGGGACCAGAAAAUUUGUUCGAGAUAGAGAAAGUUCGAGAUAGAGAAAAAUUGACAAAAAUUGGAUUUUUUCGUAAAUUUGUCCAGCCAACCAUCGGAAGCCUUGAAACUUGAACAAUCAAAGUUUUUAGCAAAACUGAGUGCCUUUUCUUUUAUCAAAUUGCCAUCGAUCGGAAUGUUUUGGCUUCUUUGAACAGUAAACCAUUUGAAAACAGCCUUGUCUAUCUGCUCAUAAUCACAGCCUCGAACCUUUUUCGAACCAGACGCGGUUUUUUGUUCUUCCAAGCUUUGUAGGAUCUUAUGUUUUUUUUUCAUCCAAGUUGAAAUUGUAUUUUUGGGGAUCCCGUAUUUUUCUGCUGCCUCCUUGUUUGACAUUCCUUUCUCGAUUUCCCGAAUUAUUUGACAUUUUUGAAUUAAAGAAACGUUAUUGAGUUUUCUUUUUAAAGCCGACAUCUUCACCUCAAGAAGGUUUCUGGUUCAAAACACUGUAAACAAUGUUUUGUGAGUGACUUUAGAAUUCGAACGUCAAACAUUUUCGUUCGAAAAUGGAACAUUUUAAUUCGAUUUUUAGUGUAAAUAGGUUCUUAAAUCCGGAAAAGUUCGAGAUAGAGAGAGAAACAGUCAGACGGGACCGAGA
Hydractinia symbiolongicarpus is the source of this 6083-nucleotide messenger RNA. RefSeq lists its product as uncharacterized. Lineage: Eukaryota; Metazoa; Cnidaria; Hydrozoa; Anthoathecata; Hydractiniidae. The record is from RefSeq and is a predicted model, not a curated record. The transcript has 2 exons. The coding region runs from base 254 to 2728 and encodes 824 amino acids.